AUGGCCAAGGAUUCAAUAGGUUACCUUGGCCUUUCUAAAUUAAGGUUUUUCCUAGGCCCAUUCAAAGACAAAGGGCUAGCUGUGAUGCUGGUGUCUACCAAUUCCUAUGGCUUUUGCUUUUGUUCCCAAGGGACAGUGACGGAUUGCCCGGACAAUGCUGAAGAAUUGUUGGCCGCUGAUCAAGCCUUGGACAUUUUGGGCUUUGUUCCUGAUGAAAAAUAUGGAUCCUUCAAACUCAUGGUGGGGUGGGGGUGUCAAGCAAUCAUGCACUUUGGAGACUUGAAAUUUAAGCAGAGAUCCAGAGAAGAGCAGGCAGAGGCAGAUGGCAUUAAAAGUGCUGACAAACUUGCUUACAUCACAGGCAUUAACUCCUCUGAUGUGCUGAAUACCUUAAUAUAUCCCAGAGUCAAAGUUGGAAAUGAAUUGGUGUGGGUACUGAAGAGGGUAAGAAGAGAGAUGGGAGAAAGAAGAAAGAGCCAGCAGGUCACCUGGUAUGGGCUCACCAACCUGGUACAGGUAAUGUUUGCUAUUGGUGCCUUGUCUAAGUCAAUAUGUGAUUGAAUGUUCGGGUGACUGGUAUCACACAUCAGUGGAACUCUAGAUACCAGGUUGUCAAGACAGUUGUUCAUUGGCAUCCUUGAUGUGGAUAGACAUGAAAUUUACAGAAAAAACAGCUUUGAGCAACUCUGCAUUAAUUUCACCAAAAAAUUGCAGCGAUUCUUCCAUCAUCAUAUAUUCAUCUUGGAAUAAGACGAAUAUAAGAAGAAAGGCAAUGACUAGGUAGUCCUUGACUUUGCUUUGGAUUUAUAGUACUGUGUGGAUUUAAUGAGUUCUCCAUUGGACAUCCUGGUUAUCCUUGAAGAGUAAAGCAUGUUCCCAAAGGCUACAGCAAUGACGUUCAAGACAAAACUCUAUGACAGCCAUCUUGGGAAGUCUUUCAACUUCCAGAAACCCAGGCCUGACAGGAGGAAAUAUUUGGCUCCCUUUGAACUUGUACAUUAUGCAGGAGUGGUGCCUUAUAAUAUCACUGGUUGACUUGAGAAUAACCAAGACUAUCUUAAUGAAUCAGUGGUAGGAGUUUUUCAAAAGUCUUCCAACAGCCUCUUGGCCAAUCUUUUUGAAAACUACAUCAGUACUGACAGCACUGAUACAAAUGAGGAAAAGAAAUUCAAGAAAGGGACUUCCUUCCAGAGUAUAUCAUCUCUGUACAGGUUCCUGGCGAGAAUGGGGGUGGGAGAGGAGAACGAGUUAUUAGCACAAGGCUUAACAGAGAAUGUUUUGGCCCCUGAGCACAGGCAGGAGGAGGCCACGCGUUUUUCCCUUUUUGUGCUGCAGGCACAGGCUCUUGUUGCUUUCAUUGAUGAGGACUUUGCUCUGGUCCUGGAUAUCUCCUUAGCCAAGGAUGACAUUCUCUCAAUGAGAUUCUGUCUUGGGUGUUUUACAGCUGGCCUCUUGGAUCACCUGGAAAAAAUGAAGGCUGAGAGACUAGCUAAAAUCUUUAUACUAAUCCAAGCCUCAAUAGGAGGCAAAGUGAUGUGGGCCAAAUUCCAGAAGAUUCUAGAACAGAGAGCUGCACUUCUUGUGGUCCGGUGGAAUAUCGGAGUCUUACUGGCUGGGAAGAGCUGGCCCUGAAUGCAGCUUUUUCUUAAAAUCAAGUCUCUUGUGAAGUCUAGGGAAAGUGAAAAAGAGAUGUCUGGGCUUAAGGAAGAGCUGGCAAAGCUAAACAAAGCCUUGGAGAAAGCAACAUGUCAGGGGGAGGAAUGCGAAGCAAAGCAAGCCUUCCUUAAUUGUGAAAAGAACGACUUAGUCCUCCAGCUGCAGGCUGAGUAAGAGACCCUGGCAGAUGUUGAAGAACAAACAACUCUGAUAAUAUCCAAGAUCCAGCUGGAGGCCAAAGUCAAAGCACUCUCUGAGCCAGUAAAGGAAGAAGAGGAGAUAAAUUCUGAGCUGAAUGCCAGGAAGAGGGAACUGGAAGAUGAAUGCCCUAGGCUGAAGAAAGAAAUCGAUGACCUGGAAACAACACUGGUGAAGUCAGAGAAAGAAAAGCACUCUACAGAACAUAAGGUCAAGAACCUGACGGAAAUAGAGUUGCUGAAUGAUGACAUUGAGAAACUUAACAAAGAUGUAAAGGCUACCAAGAAGACCCACCAGACCAUAGAUGAAGUGCAAACCAAAGGAGACAUACCCAGCACCCCAAGCAAAGCAAAGCUCAAAAUAGAAUAGCAAGUCAAUGAGCUUGAGGGUGUCUAUGAGCAGGAGAAGAAAAUAAAGAUGGACCUGGAAUGGCAAAAGGAGAAACUGGAGGGUGAUUUAGAUCUAAGCCAGGAAAGCAUCAUGGAUCUGGAGAAUGACCGGCAGCAACUAGAUGAAAAAUUAGAAAAGAAAGAAUUGGAAAUGGGCCUGCUGAAUCCAGAUUCCACAGAUGAGAGGAACCUCCUCAGCCAGUUCCAGAACAUGGUGGAGGAGCUUCAGGCUCGAACAGUGGAGUUGGAAAAAGAACUGGAAGCUGAAAAAACAACACAAGCCAAGGUGGAAAAGCAAAGGAAUGACCUGGCUUUUGAGUUGGGAGAGAUGAAUGAGCAGCUGGAAGAGGCCAGAAGCACCAGUCUGGCCCAGAUGGAGAUCAAUAAGAAGACGGAGGCUGGGUUUGUGAGGCUUCGAAGAGAUCUGGAGGAGGCCGCCUUUCACUUUGAUACCACUGCUACCACCAUCAGAAAGAAACACGAGGAGAACCUGAAGGAGCUGAAGGGGCAGGUGGACAACCUGCAGUGGGUCAAGCAGAGCUUAGAGAAAGAGAAGAGUGAGUUGAAGCUAGAAGUGGAUGGCCUGCUGACUAGUGUGGAGCAGAUGGCUAAAGCAAAGUCAAAGGCUGAGAAGCUCUGUAAACUGUUUGAAAACCAACUUAAUGAGACAAAUGUUAGACUUGAAGAGAUGGCCAGAUUGGUAAAUGAUGUUACCACCCAGAAGUCAAAACCUGAGAGUGAAAAAGACGAUUUCUCAAGGCAGCUGGAAGAGAAGGAGGCUCAGAGAAGCAAACUUUCCAGAGGAAAGUGUAACUUUACUCUACAGAUGGAAGAACUGAGAAGACUGCUGGAACAAGAGACUGAAUCCAAGAAAGUCCUUGCACAUGCCCUGCAGUGGGCAAAACAUGAUUAUGACCUUCUGAAGGGCCAAUACAGGGAAGAACAAGAGGCCAAGAAUAAGCUGCUAUGGGCUUUGACCAAGGGGCAUGCAGAGGUGGUACACUGGAGGACUCACUAUGAGACGCGUACUCCCCAGAAGAGUAAAGACUUUGAUGAAGCCAAGAAGAAGCUAGGGUUUUGCUUCCAGGCGGCUGGAGAGGCCAUCCAGGAAGCCAAUGCCAAAAGCACCUCCUUUGAGAAGACAAAACAACGUCUCCGGUUGGAGCUGGAGGACGUUGUAUCUGACCUGGAGGAAGUCCAUUGUACGGCAGCCUUCCUUGAUGAGAAACAGAGGAACUUUGACAAAGUCCUUACUAACUGGAAGCAGAAAUACGAUAACUCUCAAGCAGAGCUUGAAGCUGCUCAGAUAGAGGCAACAAGCAUAAGCAAAGAGCUGUUUAAGCUCAAGCAAGCUUAUGAAGAGGUUACAGUGAACCAGGAGGCUCUGAAAAGAGAAAACAAGAACCUCCAUGAAAAAAUCUCUGAUCUGACAGACCAGAUUAGGGAAGGAAAGAAGAACCUGUCUGAGAUGGAAAAGGUCAAGAGAUUGGCUGAACAGGAAAAAUCAGAGGCCCAGGUGGCCCUGGAAAAAGCCGAGGGUGUCCUAGAACGUGAAGAGAGCAAAAUCCUUCAUUUUCAAUUUGAGGUCUUGGAGGCUAAAGUAGAACUUGAAAGGAAACUUGUAGAGAAAGAAGAAGAAAUUGAAAACUUGAGGAGAGACCAGCAGCGCACCAUUGAUUCUCUGCAGUCGACUUUGGAUUUGGAAGCCAAGAGCCAAGCUGAAGCCUCUCGGCUAAAGAAGAAGAUGGAAGGGGACCUCAGUGAGAUAGAGGUACAGCUCAACCAUGCUAACCGACAGACAUCAGAGGCCUCCAAAUCUCUGUGCACCCUCCAGAUGCAAAUUAAGAACCUACAAGUGCAGUUGGAUGAAGCUACACACCAGAAGGAAAGUUUGAAGGAGAAAGCGAUGGUGGCCGAGAGGCAACAUGCUAUCCUGCAGUCUGAAUUGGAUGAGUUGAGGUCUUUGCAGGAACGUACAGAACGUGGACGGAGAUUAGCUGAACAAGAGCUUCUGGAAGCCACUGAAAAACUGAAUAUGUUGUACAACCAGAAUACAAGCCUGCUCACUCUGAAGAAAAAAUGGGAAACUGACAAUGCCUGUAUGAAGAAAGAAUUAGAAGAUGCAACAGAAGAACGUCGGAGCGCUGAAGAAAAAGCUAAGAAGGCAAUUACUGAUGCAGCAUUGCUGUCUGAGAAUUUGAAGAAAGAACAGCACACCUGUAUUCACAUGGAAAGGAUAAGGAAUAACAUGGAACAGACCAUUACAGACUUACAGAAAAGACUAGAAGAAGCUGAGCAGAGUACUGUGAAGGGGGGCAGUAAGCAGAUCCAGAAACUGGAAUCCAAGAUCUGUGAAUUCGAAAAUAAACUAGAAUGUGAAGUACGUCGGAGUUCUGAGGCCCAGAACAGAACCCUUAAAUUUGAGAGGUCCAUCACGGAGCUGACUUAUCAGGCAGAGGAAGAUAAGAGAAAUCUAAGUAGAAUGCAGACUCUGAUAGAUAAACUGCAGCUAAAAGUGAAAAGUUACAAACACCAAGUAGAGGCUGUGGAAGCACAAGCCAAUCAAUAUCUGUACCAGUUUAAGACUCAGCAGCAUGAGUUGGAUGACGCGAAGGAGAGAGCAAAAGUGGCCGAAUCCCAGGUCAACAAACUUAAGGCUAAAGCGAGAGAGAUUGGAAAAAAGGUUUAUGAAGAGGAAUAAACACUCCCUAUUCCAGAAGAACCGGAGACCAGAUGAUUCCAAAAUACCACCAGCUACAUGGCUACCAAUCAGAGCUGAACUUGAAACAAGUGAGCAUUUGGAGAGAAAACAUUGAAAAUUAAAUACCAAAGACCAUCGCUUUCAUAUAAUUUUAAUCACGCUGUUACAUCAUCACUUCCUCUAGCAUGAAACAUCUUUCUUUGAAACGUAAAUUUAAAU
Phascolarctos cinereus (koala) is the source of this 5163-nucleotide messenger RNA. NCBI's taxonomy places the organism in Eukaryota, Metazoa, Chordata, Mammalia, Diprotodontia, Phascolarctidae. The record is from RefSeq and is a predicted model, not a curated record.